Messenger RNA from Necator americanus (New World hookworm), 831 nucleotides. RefSeq lists its product as uncharacterized. The transcript has 5 exons. Bases 1 to 831 code for a protein of 276 amino acids. The record is from RefSeq and is a predicted model, not a curated record. Lineage: Eukaryota; Metazoa; Nematoda; Chromadorea; Rhabditida; Ancylostomatidae.
AUGGAGUACCAGGAAAUUCGAAAACCAGCCGGAUGUAGAACACCGUUUGAGGUGGUAACCGGAGCAAGACAAGGAGCAGUGGGAGGACCCGUCCUGUUCAACUUCAAUGAGAUCAUGCGAAGAACAGUCGCUCAGUGUUCUGCAGCCAUCGUUUUAGCACUAUCGGGGUGUCCCUCGACUGAUCUCGAGUACGCCGACGAUGUUGUUCUAUUCGCGGAAAGCACUACAAAACUUCAACAUGUUAUCAACCUUGUAUCGAAGUUGACUGCAGCCUAUGGAUUACGUUUACGCCCUGAUGAAUGCAAGCAGAUCUGGUUUUCUUUGAAACCUGGAACGGGAAUUGGGGUAGACCGACAACCGGAACUGGUCGAUGAGUUCUGUUACCUGGAAUGUAUGCUGAAGAACAACGGCAGCUAUGAGAAAGAUAUUCAGCAAAGAUGUGCUAAAGUCAUUUCUGCAUUUAACUCCUUAACGAGGAGAAUGUUAUGGGCAUUCACAAUAUCAUUAGUUUUGUUCGCUCUUGCUCACUGCGGUAUGCUGAGCUUCUGUCGUGAAGCAAAAGAUUGUUCAUCCUGUGCCCAAUCCUACACUUAUGCUUUCGGUUUACGAGAAUACUGCAGAUGGUGUGUGGAUGCAAAGCAGUGUGUUGGACCAUUAUCGUGUCCGCCAGGAAGAGCUGUUGUGCAGCGUGAUUCAUUUCGAUGUCCUAAGAAGAUUCAGCUGAAGACCGAUACAUCUACAUACUUCGUCGAACUCGGUCAACAUUCGUUCCCCUUGAUUGAUGCUAGGUGUUAUCAGUACGAUGUCAUCAGCACACCGCAAAUGGUGUAG